AUGGUUAAGUACGGCCUGGACUAUACACGGUGCAGAUGGAUCUUGCCUCUCCUUCUGGGUUUAGCAAUGAUCUUUGGCAUCAUUGCAUUGGCUGGCUGGGGCUGGGUAACCUCAGAAGCCCUGCCAGUUACACAACUAGGCUCAUUAUGGCAACUAUGUACGUCAGGACCUGAUGGCUGGACCUGCGAGUCUUUACUGAAGUAUGCCUGGGGAAGAGGUGCAGCUGCUACGUUCUUGGUGGGGUUCGUUAUUGUAUGCAUUUGUUUCGCAUUGUCCAUCAUCGCAUUCGCCAUCACUACUCUUCGUUUCAACUUCAUUAGAGGAAUAGGAGGGCUAUGUUUUGUUGCCGCCUUGUUCUCAUUAAUAGCCCUUGUCAUCUACCCUGUGAUGAUGUCAAAACAUCUUGACAACCUUCAAAGGAUGAAUAGCCAGUUCGACUGGUCCUAUGGCUUUGGGUGGACCAUGUGUCUCAUGGCAAUAGGCCUAGGAUUCUUCUUUUGCUGUCUCCCUCUCUACGAAGACCAUAUCUUGGGCAAUGUCAAACCUAUAUAUUAUUAGGGUGGUGCACCAUAAGCAAAAGAGAUAGUAUUGAUUUCCUGAACGUUCGCAUCCCAAAGACACGUACCAGAUAAAACCACCCCCUGUAUCCUCAUCUCCACCCAGCCAACCACAUGUUAUUAGAAGCAGUGGAGAGGCUUCAGUGCAGUCACAAUACAAUUGCCUUUUUGAGCUAGAGCAGAUACAUCAAACAUUUAUUGAUCACUUGGAGUGAUUGAUUACAAAUUAAAAUAUACAUAUUAAUUGACUUUAAUCAGAUUAAUUUAACUUAAUCUGUGUUCCUGAAAGGGAACUAGGUAUCAAUGGCAUUGUUGCAAAUAAUCUACAUACGUCUCUUGCUUCAGGCUAUACAUUUGAGGGUUUUCCCCCCAAAAGAAAUUAUUUGUUAGUGACAGUUAGUCAAAGCAGUGUGAUAUAUUAAUGAAAAACUUAGAGAUGUCAUCAUCAGUAUUUAGAUACUGCAGUGCUUUUUUGGUUGGUUAAUGUAUUAAUUGAAAUUAGUGCAGUUAUUUGACUGAUCUGUUUAAUCAGAAAGCUCUUAACAUUUAUCUAUGUAUUAUAACCUCCUGCAUACUAGAAGUACCUAUAUAUUUUUUGAAAACAUGCUGCCGGUAUCCUGGUGUGAAGGAAAUGGGAGUUCUGUUGCUUCUAAACAUUAGUUAUGCUGGCCAUUGGAAACUGCAUUGUACAAGCAUGAAAACAAAAUUUAAUUAAUUUGGGUUGAUUUGUGACAUUUCCCAGCUUACAUUUUGCAUCCAGGGAACCAUUCAGCAUCCAGGGAAUCAUUCAGAAAACUGUAGGCUGUAGGCGUGGGUCUUUAUAAUGUAGGAGAUUGGCCAGUCCAAGUCUGAGACAUGAUGAUCAUAAAACUUUGUGACCCACUUUUGUGAUUCAUGCAUGUCAGGCCCACACCUGAUAAUUUACACAUUACUAAGAUGGAUGUGAGCUAAUCUAGACACUAAACGAAACAAGUGAAAUUUUAAUCACAUUCUAAAAUCUCUUAAACCCUGUUUGUGCUAUUUUACAUUGGAAAUGUGGGGCAAAAAUCUAUCUCUAAAUAGAUACAUGGUAUCCUUUCAAUACAUUCCUUUUGCACCCCAAACAAUUUAUAAUGAAUAGCUAUUUCUCAUGAGGCAUUAGAAUGACAGUCUACCAUACUGUAAAUAAAGCUAUAUAAGAAGGUUUGCUAAAUGUUCUGCUGUUUUGUAUCCAUAUCUCUUUGUUUAGCCAUAUUGCUACAUGGAAACACUUAGACCUCCUCAGCAGUCAAUGCUUGAA
This is a messenger RNA of Hemicordylus capensis (graceful crag lizard), 1836 nucleotides long. Its product is annotated as p53 apoptosis effector related to PMP-22-like. Bases 1 to 558 code for a protein of 185 amino acids. The transcript has 3 exons. Gene Ontology annotation, biological process: cell-cell adhesion. The record is from RefSeq and is a predicted model, not a curated record. Gene Ontology annotation, cellular component: cell-cell junction; membrane. Lineage: Eukaryota; Metazoa; Chordata; Lepidosauria; Squamata; Cordylidae.